Molecule: messenger RNA, 1905 nt
Organism: Corticium candelabrum
Lineage: Eukaryota; Metazoa; Porifera; Homoscleromorpha; Homosclerophorida; Plakinidae
Exons: 3
Coding region: 95-1753 (552 amino acids)
Biological process (GO): regulation of apoptotic process
Molecular function (GO): protein binding
Source: RefSeq, a predicted model, not a curated record
GUCUGUCGCGUGAUCCACAGAUGCAAAGUUGCGGUUUAUUUCUAGUGAAUGCGAUUUGGAAACACGGCAACUAAUUGAUGGUUUGUUGUGAAGAAUGGCUGACGCUGUCCCAACUGAUCCCUGGCGGUCACUCCCAAAAUGCUACAGUUACGUCGCUGAGCGUUUGCGGCUGAACGCGGUACUGCUCCGUCGCCUUUUGGAAAAGGAAAUCAUUACAAGAGACGACUACGACGAAUUAAUGAACGAAUCUGUAACGAUGACGAAGAGAAUAGACAACCUGCUAUUAUACAUUCUUCCCACGCGACCUCCUACAACGUUUACAGUCUUCUGUGACAUUCUAGAUGUCGUUGGACAGCCGCACAUUGCAAACACGCUAAGGAUAGAAAAUCGGCACAGACUAGAAGCAAACUCUAGCUCUGCAGUUGUACGUGACCAGGAAAAGGUUCCAGAACACGUAGAAGAGACGGAAGCGCUAGAAGAGCAGGGAGUGGGGCCGGAUGAAGAAACAAAAGAGGCAAAGCAAGAAAAGCAGAAAGGUAAACCGAAGAAGCAGAAACGUAUAACGAAAAAACAGGAAGUUGGAAAACUCGUAACAAGAACUGACAAAUUUAAAUCGAUAACUGGAACAAAGAGGCCUGCAAGGGUUGGACAAAAUUAUUCAAAGAGAAUACAAACAGUUGCAAGUACCAAAAAUUACGUGACCUACAACGCCCUGCAUCUACGGGGGAAAGCGAGAAGAGAAGACGAAAAACCUUGCAAAACUAAAAGAACAACCGCAAGGAAACGAAAAGGAGGUGAUAGAGCAGCAGAUAGUAUUGAAAAGGAAAACAAGCUUUUCAAUAUGGCACGCGAGUAUUCGAAGAUAAGAGGUCCUUCUCAUCAGGGCAAAGAAAGUGUACAAUCAUGGAAACCGUGGAGAUUGCACAUGCCUCACUGCAGUCGCCCUUACGGUAAAGUGGGAGAGAUUGAAGGCAGACUAGCGGUUGCAGGUCCAGGUUCGGACGGUAAGCUGCACGUUCUCACUAAAAAUCAGGAUAGGUGGGACACGUUUACGCGAGACAGUGGUAUCAUCACUAGCGUAGUGUGCCAUCAAGAUGUCUGUCUGGUGUUAGUAAAUGACAAAAGGAAACAUCAGUUGGUCGUUGAACAAUUUUGUUUGACUGGAAGCAACAAAUGCAUAUGGUGUCCACUCACAGUUCUACCAAAUGAACUUCAGUUGUUGCAUAAUGUAUCCUUUGCUCUUCAUGAUAACUCACUGUACGCUGUGGGUGGAAAAAAUUCUAAGACAGGAGAGAAAGUGAGCACAGUACGUGUGUAUGACCUUCAGAGCAGUCACUGGUCGGAGUUGGAUGACAUGCACAAAAAGCGUUCUGAUUGUUCUACUGUUGUCACAGACAACACAAUCAUUGUAGCAGGAGGAUUCACUGAUGGAGACCAUAGCAGUAAUGCUGUGGAAUGUGUAGAUGUCCGCAUGUCUAAGAGAAUAUCAAUGACAUCCACAACAAACCAUCGUUGUACAUUGACAGCAGUUAAUAACAAGCCUGUGGUCACUGGAGGAGAGAAAGACAGAUCACCUUCCAAUGUCGUUGAAAUUUAUGAAAAGCGAUGUAGCAAAUGGCGUCCUCUUCCACCCAUGAAAAGUAAACGACGGGGACAUGGUGCCCUAACUAUGAAUGAAGACCUCAUUGCAGUAGGAGGACUGGAUAAACAUGAGGGAAAUCUAACCACAAUAGAAAGUAUCCAUUGCGACUAAAGUUUACUGUAUUGUUCUUAUUAUUAUUACUAUUUACUAUUAUAUAAAGUAUUAUUAGUAUUUUUAUUAGUAUUUAUUGCUAUUAUUGUUGUUAUUAUUACAACUGUUAGUAUUAUUGUUAUUAAUAUCAUUAUUAUUAUUAUUAUUAUUAU